AUGUCUAGCAUACCUGUCCGCGGCUGGACUGAGAAGUCACACGAAGCUCUCCUUCUCGCCGUCCUGGCGGAGGUCAGGCCCAACAAGGCUGUUCUCACCCAAGUUUCGAGCCGCAUGCAGGAGUGGGGAUACAGUUAUUCCUACGAUGCAAUCAAGUAUUGUCGUCCACUCUCCCCGUGUCCCCUUUUUCUCUUCAUCAUUCCGCUCGGUUCGCUUCAAGCCGCUGACGUUCCGCCUUAUCGUAGCCAGCACAUCCAGAAACUUCGUCGUGGCCGCAACAUGUCGGCUGGUGGCGGCAGUGUCACUCCCGUGAAGAAAAGAGCUGUCAAGGAAAGCACAAGCCUCAAACGCAAGACGCCAUCGAAAGGAUAUCCGAAAGAGGAAUGCGGCGGAAACGUCGAUGACGAGACGAACUUUACAGAGUUUCUGAAGAAGGAAGACUCGCCCGAUGAGUCCGAGAUCAUGCCGCCCAGGAAGAGGAUCAAGAAAGAGCGCGACGCCAGUCCCGUCCUGGAUGAAGACGAGGAAUAUGGCACCAAUUCCGGCGAGGUGUAG
Molecule: messenger RNA, 555 nt
Organism: Drechmeria coniospora
Lineage: Eukaryota; Fungi; Ascomycota; Sordariomycetes; Hypocreales; Ophiocordycipitaceae
Exons: 2
Coding region: 1-555 (184 amino acids)
Source: RefSeq, a predicted model, not a curated record